UAUCAAAGGGGAACAGUUAAAUUUGUAAUUUAGGUUGUGUGAAACUCUUUGGGCCUCAUAAACAACCACAGAACCACAAGUUGGGUGCAGACCAGUCACACAACAGUGGGUCCGGGAUAUUGGUCAGCACACAGCAACUCAUUCUGAUUUAAACCACAGAGUGCCAAGCAUUUCGUACAGUGGUGGGAGACCUGUGCAACCAGUUAGGACGGCUCCACGGGACACCAUGGCUUCGAACAGCAUAUUCGAGUCAUUUCCUUCAUAUCAACAGUGCUUCAUGAGAGAUACCAACACCAGCCGCCGGUUCACGCCGCCUUCCACCACGCUGAGCACGGGGAAGAUGAGCGACUCUCUCCCGCUGGCACCGCAGGAGAGCGCCCUGAGCAAACUCCGAGCCGCCGAUCGCAGCAUGGUCGACGUUUUAGCCGAUCAUCCCGGAGAGCUGGUCCGGACGGACAGUCCAAACUUCCUCUGCUCCGUCCUCCCUACUCACUGGAGGUGCAACAAAACCCUCCCCAUCGCAUUUAAGGUGGUCGCCCUGGGGGAUGUCCCUGACGGGACCCUGGUCACGGUCCUGGCCGGGAACGACGAGAACUACUCGGCCGAGCUGCGCAACGCCACGGCGGUCAUGAAAAACCAGGUGGCCCGCUUCAACGACCUGCGAUUCGUCGGACGGAGUGGCCGAGGGAAAAGCUUUACGUUGACCAUCACAGUGUUUACAAACCCGCCUCAGGUAGCCACUUACCACAGAGCCAUCAAGAUCACAGUGGACGGACCUAGGGAACCUAGGAUAAGACCGAAUGUUUUCCUGUGUCCUGCAGGACAUAGACAGAAGUUGGAAGAGCAGAGUAAAAAUGCCAGCCUGGCCUUCUCAGAACGGCUCAGUGAAUUAGAGCAACUUCGUCGCUCGGCCAUGAGGCUCAGCCCUCAUCACCCCACUACCGCUCCCAACCCGCGGCCCUCACUGAAUCCCACAGCCGCCUUUAACCCUCAGGCACAGAGCCAAAUUCAAGAUACCAGGCACGUACAGCCUUCUCCGCCAUGGACCUACGACCAAUCAUACCCCUACCUUGGGCAGAUCUCUACGCCCUCUGUUCAUCCUGCAACACCCAUCUCUCCCGGGCGAGCAAGUGGGAUGCCAACAAUCACAGCGGAAAUUUCCAGCAGACUUUCAGGUGCCUCUGAUCUAACAGCAUUUGGUGACCCAAGAAUGGGCAUUGACCGCCAAUUCUCAGCCCUUCCUUCUCUCUCUGAUGGUCGCUUUGCAGAUCCUCGAAUGCACUACCCAGGACCUUUUGCCUACACACCCACUCCCGUCACCACUGGCAUAGGAAUUGGCAUGUCUGCCAUGACAACUGCAGCACGCUACCACACGUACCUGCCUCCCCCUUACCCAGGCUCUGCCCAAGGUCAAACUGGACCCUUCCAAACCAGCUCUUCUCCUUACCAUCUAUACUAUGGCACUUCAGCUGGGUCCUACCAGUUUUCUAUGAUGACGGGGGGAGACCGGUCGCCACCCCGGAUUCUACCACCCUGCACUAAUGCAUCAACAGGAUCCAGCCUCCUCAACCCAAAUCUCCCCAAUCAAAGCGAUGUCGUGGACGCAGACGGGAGCCAUAGCAACUCCCCAACAAAUAUGAGCACCACAGGAAGGCUGGAGGAAGCGGUGUGGCGGCCAUAUUGACUAUGAAAGCAUCUUUAACUCAAUCAGAAAGCCUAGAAAUCCCUUCAUCAAUGGCAAAGCAAGUGCAAGAUUCCCAUUAGACUUGGAAACAUUGGGGGCACUGCGAAAGCCUUGAUCGGGAUCAUUGAGUGUGAAAGGAAAAUAUUGUGCUCAUUUGGUUAUCCUUUGCCAAAUUUGUAUAGUCAAACAAAGUUUUUGUCGUCCUUGAAGGGUCAUUGGCAUUGUUUUGCAUCUAGUGGCACAAAAUCUUUUUGUCUCGCACCUUACCUUGUAUGAAGCAAAACAGUUUUUUUUUGCCUGAUUUGUAUUUUCCAUCUUGCUAUUGGCACUGAGAAAAUAAAUUAAUGUUGUUGCCUACAGAUCGAAAGGAAAUCCCCAGCUUACCUUUUUCUUUGACAUCGGUUUCCUUUCUCUUAAUGUUACAGCUCCAGUUUUCCAUCGAAUUGACUACUGUGCAGCCAGUAAUGCAAGCAGGGCAGAUAUUUUUCUUUUUAAUUGAAUUGCCUUUUUGAAAAAAAAAUAGCCAAAAAGACAAUGAACACUUUUGUUAACAGAAUGGGGUAGUUUUCAAUUACAGCAAAUAUAUGCAGCAAAGCUUGACCUUAUUUUGUGCUUCAUAUCAACACCCGUGUUAGCUACUUAACUUUUCUACUGGCACAUUACAUCCAGGCAGACAGUGAUUGCUUGAAGAGCACCAGGAACAUUAGCAUUUAAAAUGUAUUUUUAUAUGCUUUCCAAUUGGCUUUUUCCAAAAAAAAUUAAAAGAUGGCUGCCUCCCAUUGGGGUGGGGAGUGGUGGGGUGGUGGGGGCACUGUGGAAAGAUAAGACAAGCACCAGGCUUCACCGUCCUUAACAAAGUAUUGGUUUUUGGAGAGGGCAGAGGGUGUUUGAUGCAGGGCGAGGUGCACAAAUUCCUUUCCAUCCUUGAGACAAACUGAUGUACUCCUGUAUUGUAGAAUACAACAAAAAUUGCUUGCCAAUAUUACCUCUUUUCUGAAAGCGGCUAUUCCGUGCCAGUUCGUAGAGAACAAGUUAUCACAGUGACAUCUAUAGAGGACUUGAGAGCCAUACACUUGGCAGACUCGUUUACCAGUUUGGGUGAAGUUAACAGUACAGACUUGUAAAGUGCAUUGAUGCAAAAUGAAGAGGCAUUGACAUCUUCUAGCUCUCAUUUCAGUUGGUUUCUUCCUUCUUCCAGAGCCGGAUAGUGUGUCCCCCAAGGAGACACCUCAAGCUUUGGUUGUUUGAGAGUUAGUGGCUGUUAAUGGUGCUAGUAGAAAGUAGCCUUUCCAGAUGUUUGCCAAUUGGCACUCACACCCCAGUGGACCUGUUAAGCUUUGCAAACAUAUAUUUGAAAGAAGCGAGAUGGUCAGUCAACACUGCAAUAUCAAAUGGCUCCAGACAUGUCAGACACCAGAGGAAGACAGGCACAGGGGCAGUAGAUCUCAGAUCCAUCUGCAUUCUGCUCUGGUUACUGGACCCAACUGCCAACAAGUCAUGGCUUAAUAGUAAUUGGUUGAAUGUUAUUUAAUUUACAUUGUGAGUGUAUUACUUCAUUUGCUGGUCAACACAAAAGAUCAUGGGAAAGCAGGACUUUAAAUCAGUGUUUCAAAGACUGGAACAUGAUUAAAAUGAGGAAGGUCUCGGGCUGCAGGCGGCAAAACAGCUGGGAUUUGUUAUUUAAAGCUUUGGUUUCCAAGAGUUCCUUAUUGAUUCUUUAAAACAAUAUAUAAGGUGCACUUAUGUCUAUUUGCUACCUUACAAUAUUAAGAUAUGCCAACUGUCUUAAAUGUGUAUGCAGUGUGUUGACGAAAAGACUGGAUAAUUUACAUAAUUCGGAUGAGCAAAAAAAGGUUAUCAGCUCAUUCUUGUAUCUAUAUUUGUAAAUAAGCAAGAGUUUGUUUUCUCAAAAAGAAAUCUUCCAGCUAUCAUUGCUAGUAAUUGUACAGACACCACUGCGCUUCAGACUUUUCUUUCAAAAGAUGUUUUUUUCAAACAACUUCUCAAUUGCAUUCGCAAAAAUCCUGUAGUUUUUGUUGUCGUUUUUCAAACCUAGAUGUUGUAGGUGUAAAGUUACACGCAUUAAGAAAGCACUUCCUGUUCUCUGCAACCCAGCUAUCAGAUACCUUUUCUCCAGCACAGCAGGUAACUUCCGCGGUGAAUGGUAUCCAGAGCGGCUGGACUGCUGCAGGUUUUCUGAUGAACAUAUUGACAUUCAUACUCUUUGUACCAAAGUUUGUUGAACAAUUUCAUAGUUAUAUUGUGGCUGGCUAAUAAAUUAGUUUGUUGGACAA
Molecule: messenger RNA, 3978 nt
Organism: Carcharodon carcharias (great white shark)
Lineage: Eukaryota; Metazoa; Chordata; Chondrichthyes; Lamniformes; Lamnidae
Gene: runx1
Product: RUNX family transcription factor 1
Exons: 8
Coding region: 227-1684 (485 amino acids)
Biological process (GO): neuron differentiation; hemopoiesis; regulation of transcription by RNA polymerase II
Cellular component (GO): nucleus
Molecular function (GO): RNA polymerase II cis-regulatory region sequence-specific DNA binding; DNA-binding transcription factor activity, RNA polymerase II-specific; ATP binding
Source: RefSeq, a predicted model, not a curated record